Messenger RNA from Entamoeba histolytica HM-1:IMSS, 681 nucleotides. RefSeq lists its product as uncharacterized. The coding region runs from base 1 to 681 and encodes 226 amino acids. The transcript has 2 exons. The record is from RefSeq and is a predicted model, not a curated record. Lineage: Eukaryota; Evosea; Mastigamoebida; Endamoebidae.
AUGGAGAUUGUUCCUUUAAAAUGUACUAUUUGUCAACAGCCAAUACGCCUUCAUCAACAAUUAAUUUAUACUCUUCCUUCUUCUAUUACGAGUGCUAUUGCUUCACCUCCAAAAGACUGUAUUACACCACCAAAGAAAAAUGAUAGAUCAAUCAGAAUUACAACAUAUUUAUCACCACCUUCUAAUUAUUCAUCUUCUUUCUUUAACAAUUCUUUGUCACCUACACUUUCACUUCAUAAAUCUAUAAGUUCUCUCCAAACAAGUCCAGCAUCUGAUCCAAGAAAAACAGACGAACGACCAAUAUUAACACGAUCUACAUCAUUUCUUCAUUCAUCAUAUUGGAAAGAAAAAGAAGUUGAUAAACCUAUUAUUGCUGAUAUUUCACAAACACCAGAUUUUGUUAAAUGGCAGGAAACAUGGAGACAUGUAUUAGGAAUUAAUGUUCCUUGGUGUGUUAAUUGUUGGCAACGAAUGUAUAAAGAAACAAGUGAAGAAUUUUAUCAAACAGGAGAAGAAAUUGUUAUUGAACGAUUACACUUAAAUGAACUUCGAAUAGCACAAAAUUUAGACAAACAAAUUGAACAAGAAUUAGAAAGAGUAAAUUCUCUUCAACAAGAACUAGAAGAAUUAACUCAAGAAAAUGAAUUUGUAAUAAUUAUUUUCAUUAAUUUAAAACAAUGA